Molecule: messenger RNA, 732 nt
Organism: Paramuricea clavata
Lineage: Eukaryota; Metazoa; Cnidaria; Anthozoa; Malacalcyonacea; Plexauridae
Source: the annotation of a GenBank genome assembly
AUGAUAAUACGUGUUGACAAGUGCUCUUCAUUUGGAAUUAAAAAACGCUCAUCUAAGUCUAUCCAGUACCAACCUAAGCUGUUCGUUAAUAACCAACUUAUACCCCGUAUCGAACUCGGAGAAUCUUUCCGCUAUCUUGGUCGUUGUUUCGAUUUAAACAUGUCCGAUGAAAGACACAAAUCCGAAUUGUGUGAUCUGUUUAAUGAUAUUAUAUCGAAAAUUGAUAAAUUACCUUUACACCCCCGAAACAAAAUUCUUCUAUAUAGUCGCUACUUACUCUCAAAAAUCUCAUGGAACUUAACAAUAACGGAUAUAUCUAAAACUUGUUUCUCGUUCAACUUUAAAAGCGCUAUAAACGAAGACAUCAACAAAUUAUGGUCAAUAACAAGCACGAACAAGAAUAUUCAGUAUGAUAUAUAUAAAAAUGCGAAGGAUGUCUUGAAAGCCUUUAGGAAUGAAAAUGAACAGAGACUACAAAACCACCUUAUCUCACAAGGUUCUUUCUUCUCAAGUAUCAUCAAAAACUCCACUUCAUCAUUCAAUUCCUUAUGGUCAUCCGUUCAAUCCAGACUUCCUAAGAAUAUAUUUAAUUUCACUGUCCGUUAUAUCAACAACUCCCUCCCUACUCGGAAAACCUGGUCAAAUGGGGUCUGUCAUCGUCUGCCGAUUGUUCCUUUUGCUCCUCUCCUGAGUCACUCCUGCACGUCAUCUCUGGUUGUAAAGCAUACCUAG